CCUCGAGCUGCACCGCUGGAACGUGUUCGUGCCGCAGACCUGAGCCUGAACUCCUCCAUCAUGGUUGAUCAGUUUGUUGGAACCUGGACUCUGUCCACCAGCGAGAACUUCGAUGAUUACAUGAAGGCCAUCGGUGUGGGCUUCGCCACCCGGCAGAUGGGCAACAUGGUGAAACCCAACCUGGUGAUCAGCGUGGAGGCUGGAGUUGUUUCAAUGAAGUCUGAGAGUACUUUCAAGAACACAGAGAUCAAGUUCAAGCUCGACGAGGAGUUCGAUGAGACCACAGCCGACGGACGGCAGACCAAGACCACCUUCAGUUUUGACAACGGCAAACUGGUGCAGAAACAGACGUGGGAUGGAAAGACCACGACACUGGAGCGGGAGAUUCAAGAUGGAAAGCUGGCAGCUAAAUGCAUCAUGGAGGAUGUUGUUGCACUGAGGACCUAUGAGAAGGUUUAAUUUGAGCCUCUGUUUCCACAACACCAAAUGCACUGAGAUUAUGAAAUAAAAAAUCUGAUCAGUGAUA
Pleuronectes platessa (European plaice) is the source of this 526-nucleotide messenger RNA. RefSeq names its product fatty acid binding protein 4b (gene fabp4b). Gene Ontology annotation, molecular function: fatty acid binding. Bases 61 to 459 code for a protein of 132 amino acids. Gene Ontology annotation, cellular component: cytosol; nucleus. Gene Ontology annotation, biological process: fatty acid transport. The record is from RefSeq and is a predicted model, not a curated record. The transcript has 4 exons. Lineage: Eukaryota; Metazoa; Chordata; Actinopteri; Pleuronectiformes; Pleuronectidae.